ACCUGCCGCCCGCCUGCAGGGGGCAGUGGUUGCAGCGGGAUCCCCAGCACCGGCCGACUCCGCGUCCCGCGGCCCUCGCCUUCCCCGCUCUUCCUGUCGUCUGGGUGACGGGCCCGCCUGAGGGCGGCCGGGGCAAGCGACCGCCAUUCCCGUGUCGCUCCGCCCGCGGGGGCCGCCCGAGCCGGCCACCAUGCCGCUGGGCCUGAAGCCCACCUGCAGCGUCUGCAAGACCACGUCGUCCUCCAUGUGGAAGAAGGGCCCGCAGGGGGAGAUCCUGUGCCACCACUGCACGGGCCGGGGCGGCGCGGGCGGCGGCGCGGGGCCGGCGGGCGGCGCGGGGGGCGGCGGCGGCGGCGGCGGCGGCUUCGGCGCGGCCACCUUCGCCAGCACCUCGGCCGCCCCUCCGCAGAGCAACGGGGGCGGGGGCGGCAAGCAGAGCAAACAAGAAAUUCACAGGAGGUCCGCGCGUCUCAGAAACACCAAAUACAAAUCCGCUCCCGCUGCCGAAAAGAAAGUUUCCACUAAAGGAAAAGGGAGAAGACAUAUUUUUAAAUUAAAAAAUCCUAUCAAAGCUCCUGAGUCUGUUUCCACCAUCAUCACUGCAGAAUCAAUCUUCUACAAGGGAGUAUAUUACCAAAUUGGUGAUGUUGUUUCUGUGAUUGAUGAACAAGAUGGAAAGCUCUACUAUGCUCAGAUCAGGGGUUUUAUCCAGGACCAGUAUUGCGAGAAGAGCGCAGCACUGACAUGGCUCAUUCCUACUCUGUCUAGCCCCACAGAUCAGUUUGAUCCUGCAUCUUAUAUCAUAGGGCCAGAGGAAGACCUACCGAGGAAGAUGGAAUACUUGGAAUUUGUUUGUCAUGCACCUUCUGAGUAUUUCAAGUCAAGGUCAUCACCAUUUCCCACUGUCCCCACCAGACCAGAGAAGGGCUAUAUAUGGACUCAUGUUGGACCUACUCCUGCAAUAACAAUUAAGGAGACAGUUGCCAACCACUUGUAGUUACAACUAAAACUGAGGCUGGAAGCUCAGUAAUAUAUCCCUUACCCAGCAUGCAUAAGACCCUGGGUUCAAAACAAACAAAAAACCUCAAAACUGUAUUUUUCAUUUUCUUAUAUUUAUACAAUGUGAAAAAUACCAGACACUUCCUUCAUGAAUUUUUUUGGGGGGUUGAUCGUGGGGCUUGAAUGUGGGGCCCUAGGUUCUGCCUCUGAGCUCUUUUGCUCGA
Messenger RNA from Dipodomys spectabilis (banner-tailed kangaroo rat), 1223 nucleotides. It is a transcript of the gene Gatad1, whose product is annotated as GATA zinc finger domain containing 1. The coding region runs from base 191 to 997 and encodes 268 amino acids. Gene Ontology annotation, cellular component: nucleus. Gene Ontology annotation, biological process: regulation of DNA-templated transcription; chromatin organization. The record is from RefSeq and is a predicted model, not a curated record. Gene Ontology annotation, molecular function: sequence-specific DNA binding; zinc ion binding. The transcript has 5 exons. NCBI's taxonomy places the organism in Eukaryota, Metazoa, Chordata, Mammalia, Rodentia, Heteromyidae.